CUGAGAUGUCGGUGGGAGUGACAAAAUUGCGGAAGCGCACAUAAAAUCGGUGACUCUAAACUACAAAACUUUCAGUGGUUCAUUUCCUACCGUGACUGACAAAUGGCGUUCCUCCGCAGCCACUUGGAGCCUGUGGUGUUUUUUGCGCAAAUCGCCAGCUCGUUUUUCGACACCGGUCUCCAGAUGGUUGUGAAGCAGCGUUACGAGAACACCACAAUCCCCGGAGCCGGAGGAGAGCACAAGCAAAGGUCCAUUGCAGACUUUUACAUGAUCUUUAACAUCUUAACCAAGGUGGUGCCCAUCAUCCCAGCGUUCCUGCUGGCGCAAAUCGGAGACAAGGGCUAUCGGAAGGUUCCUGUGGUCGUACCUCUGAUCGGUUACUUCGUGUCACGCGCACUGCUUUUGUUGGUCAUAGCUUUUGACUGGAGGGUUGAAGUGAUGUACGCGUCUCCCGUCGUGAACGGGCUCUGCGGCGGCUUCUCGUCCUACUGGCCAGGCGUGAUAACGCUGGUGUCGCUGAGCACGAGCGAGGAGGUCAGGUCUCUGCGCAUUAUGCGCACGGAGCUCACAUACGGACUAGCAGGCUUCCUGGGGAGUCUGGCAUCAGGUCACCUGUUCCAACUCUAUGCGCUCGGACACCGGCAAGGAUUUGUGCUCUCGUGCAUGAGCGUGGUGCUGUACUUCGUGUGCCUCGUGUAUGCGGCGUUUAUCUUACAAGUCAACACGCGCACGCCGUCCGCGGACGAGAGGCGGGAUGGUGAGAGUGUCGGCAUCCUGAACAGAGACAAGGUCAACAUCGCGCUCCUGAUCGCCGCCGGGAUCCUGUACGACGUGGCGGUGGCGGGUGGAGUGGAGAUCCUGAACGUGUACGUGCUGGUGGAACCGCUGAGCUGGACCGCGACGCAAGUGGGCUACGGCAACGCCGCCGGCUCGGUUAUCUUCAUCACCAGUUUCCUCGGCGUGAAGCUGUUCACACGGUGCUCUCUGAGCGACACGAGCAUGAUCAUGAUAGGCAUGUUCUCCUUCCUCACAGGGAUCUACUUCAUGACGUUUGUUACAACAACCACCACGUAUUACUUAGCUCGUACACUCACUUUGUUUGCACUCAUCCCUAUGCCCACCAUUCGCUCACUACUGUCCAAGCAAAUCCGAGGAUCAUCAUAUGGAAAGACUUUCACAGGGCUCCAGCUGUCCUUCCAAUUUGUUGGUUUAGCUACAACAUAUACCUACACCAAGGUCUAUCAGUCCACACUGCACAUCCUUCCAGGGUUUGUCUUCACCUUAUCCAGCAUCAUCACAUUCCUCGCCAUGAUUCCCAUCAGCAUUAUUGGGUGUCGUACUGCAAGGCAGGGAUGCUACGAGAGACUUUAAGGGACUUGAAACCUCAUGCACAACAGCUCCAGGAUUCCCAGUUCGAUCCUGAGAAUCCAUAAUCCUUCUCCCUGUGUUCCUCUGGGUUCUCCAGUUUCCUCCAACCUCACAAAAACAUGCUAGUAGAUGGAUUCACUAUGAUAAAUUGCCCCUUGGUGUGAGUGUGUGCGUAUAUGGUGCCCUGUGAUGGACUGGUGUCAUAUCCAGGGUGUAUUCCUGUCUCGGGAUCCACCGCGAGCCUGACCAAGAUGGCGCAGGUACUGAAGAUGAAUAAAUAAACGAUGAAUGAAUGAAACCUCGUGCAUGAUACAUUUUCAAAUAACAAGGUUUUUUUAAAUAACCAAAAAAUGUUUACUGGCAAUUUUGUUGUCAUUGUUUCACUUCACUGGUACUUUGUAGUGUGUAGAAGUUUUGUACAGUAUAUAUGUUUUGGCCUUUCUUAGUUGUUAGAGACAGUGUUAUUUCAUUUUAUUUCAGACCGCUUUGUAAGAAAAUGUACAAAAAGGCAAAGUAAUAAAUCAUGCCUUUGAGUACUGUUUGGUACUUUUUUUAAAAAAAAUUAUUUUGUUGGCCAUUUACACCAUUGGCCAUUACGCAUCAAGGUUUUUUUUGGUAUUUUUGAUAAAAGAUAAAUAUCUGCAUUCAUAUCUGUAUUCCAAACUUCAUUUUCUUCAUUUUCUAAGCACAUGCUUUACAUUGUGUCAUUAACACUGAAAAUGCUGUUCAUGAUUCAAAAGUCUGAUGGCAUGUACAGGAU
Messenger RNA from Ictalurus furcatus (blue catfish), 2128 nucleotides. RefSeq names its product thymic stromal cotransporter homolog. The record is from RefSeq and is a predicted model, not a curated record. Bases 103 to 1371 code for a protein of 422 amino acids. Gene Ontology annotation, cellular component: membrane. The transcript is spliced from 4 exons. Gene Ontology annotation, molecular function: transmembrane transporter activity. Gene Ontology annotation, biological process: transmembrane transport. NCBI's taxonomy places the organism in Eukaryota, Metazoa, Chordata, Actinopteri, Siluriformes, Ictaluridae.